UAUUAUGAAUUACAAUUUAUUAAAUCUUCUUAUAUCUUAUAUGUUUCGAUAACAAUGGAUGCGAAAAACACUGAAGAUGCUAUAGUCGACAUCAAAGCUUUAAAACUCCUUGAUUAUCAAUUAAAAUUGCUGGCAAAAUUAAAACCGCCUUCAAUUCUGGAACAAGACAAUGAAAUAAUGUCAUCAGUCACUCAGAUAUUAGACAAAGUAAUGAAAAAUAUUCAAAUGGUGGCAGAUUAUGUUUGUGAAAUAACAACAAAAAUAGAUGAUGUCAGGGAUAUCAGUAAAGAAUAUGAUGUUGAGAUAGCUGAGAACUUACAACAGAUCAUCAAGGAACAUAUGCUUACAGAAUCUGACUGCUUGAAAAGAGAUUUGUCAACAGUUGAAGAAAACUCAAGAAUAACCAUUGCCAAAAAGAAACUUACGCAAUUUAGAAAUAAGCAAUUACUUGGAAGACAAGACCAUGAACUAAAAGAAUUAAUUGCUAAGACCGAGGAGAUUUUAUUGAGAUCAGAAACAGAAGUUGACUAUUGUAAAGAAGAUAUUGCUAAUUUGGAAGAACAUUUGGUGUCAUGGACGAACACAUUAGAACAGAUAGAAGUUAAAAAAUUAAGACUGAUGGACAAUGAAAAUUCGAAUAAUAAUAAUGAUAUAAAUAAAUCAAAUGGCACUGAAAAUGGGAUGGUAGAAAAUGUCAAUGGGUUACAUGAUACAGAGGAUUUUGACAGACAGCACCCAAAUUGGCAAGCGUGGCCUCUAUUUGUAUAUGACAUUAAAGGAACGAGUCGUUUCAAUCAACGAAUAUGUUGUGUAAUUCUAGCUACUCCCGGAAGUUUGAAUAGAAGUGAUAUAUCAUGUGAAGCAGCAGAUUCCUACCAUCUUUUAGACAACUGUUUGGAAUUUAUUGAUGAGCAGGCAAUAUCAGGCUUGGUCACUAUUAAAGCAUACGAAGAAAAAUCAAUUAAGUUUGAGGUUCCAAUCCUUGUGUAUAUACCGGUAGUAUCUCAUAAUUCAUCUUUGAUACCAACCAUAAAGUAUUACAAAGGUGACUGCUGGGCAGAAGGUCUUGCAGCGCCACCAAUUAAAAUACCAGAUGUCGCUAAUGUGACAUUUGUCGGUGCUUCUAUUCCUGUCAGAGACCUUGUUUGUCUACAGUGUAUAGCAGUUGCAAGAUAUAGACGUCAUGAAGUAGAUGUUGAUGAAACAGGACUAACAUAUGAAUUGCACGACGACCGGAAUAUAAAGAUAUCUAUUCCACCGAUGACAUUUCCUAAUACAAGUAAAGUGUUAUCUAAGGUUGUAUCUUGGAACAAAGUUGGCGUCGAAAUAGAUUCACAACCAAAUAGCAACUUGAAAUAUAUCAAAGCUAUCGGAUCCUAUCUUGAAGUAGUUAGUGAAACAGUCACGAAAUCCGACAUUGAGGUGAUACUAUAUAAUAUUGGAUGGUUUCUGGAAAAAGAAGGCGUGACCAGACUUACAACAAAUCAAGAAACAUUACAUAGAUGCAGUAGGUGGAUAAUAAACAAUAUGAAACAUAUAAUGGCCGACAAUAUUCAAACAACAUGUGAAGAUGCACCCAAAGAUCACCAGGUAUUACGAACCAUGGGAGACAAGAAUAGAUUGGUUUUACAUAACUUGAUCAAUUGUGAUGAUACUGAUUUCGACAGUUUUAUUCAACACCUUGAAAAAACUAAGCAGCAAAACAUAAUUGAAGUUUUAAAUAGAGUAAAGACAGACAUUGUCUUAGCAAAAUCACAUUUCCCAGCACAAGAGAUAAAUUUUAGUCAAGAUCAUCAGUUUUAUAAUGGUAAGCUGUACAUCAUUAUGAAAUCGGACGACAAAGAAUGGAAAUCUAUACUUCACGAGCAAAAGCCAAUGAAUCCUAAGUCUCGUGUGAUAACAUUAGAGAAAGGACAUUGUGUAUAUAAAAUAAUUAGCUUCACCUCAUCUGAAGAGUUAACAAGUAAGGAGUUGGAAAAUGCUGCUAAUGUUCUUGAUGAGCUUACAUAUUUUACAAAAGUAAAAAUUAUUUGUCGUCAAAAUGAGGAGGAUCUUCAUGAUGUGAUAAUUCACUGUACAACAUCAUGCGAGGCAGAAAAAAGACUUGCCGAGUUAGACGAGAGAGGGUAUACACAAGGGCCAUCAGCAAGUGAGGAGUUUGGGUUGAUUGACGGAGAAGAAAUCGAAAUUCAUUUUGAGCACAAUAUACAAAUGACAAAGUAUAAACUUUUUCCUCUGAAGAUAAAAUAUUUUGCAAAUAUAGAACCAAUGAAAUUUUCUGGUCGAAUUGACAUAGUUGAUAUAAACGACCAGCGUGGUGAUGCAACGCAUCACGGACAACUAGUAUAUAAAGUAACAACUGGAAGAUUUGAUAAAGAAAGGAAAGGAACCAUGCACAUACAUUUUCCAAAGGAACUGGAAGAAAAUAUUGAAGACUUUGUGCAUACAGGUGUUGAUCCAGUCAAACUUUUGGCAAAGCAUAUCGCCUGGCAACAGACGUAUGACAAUGCCUAUUCGACAAGAUGGGUGACAUAUGCAGGAAACCUAGUACAACAAGAAAUGCCAACAUAUAGACAAAUUAUCAGAGAUAUAGACGAAUACGAAUCAAGUGAUUCAGAAAGGGACAGAUGUGAAGCAUUUAUAUUACGAUGGUCUUCACAUUAUUCCGAUCCUAACACAAAUAAGAUUGAGAAAAUGCUGGAGGCACAGUCUGAAGAAGAGACACGACAGAAGGCUAACCAAUUCAUUAUGUCAUAUCUACCCCCUUUUGGUUAUUUCACAAACGAAAGGAUAGAACAGAUAGCAUAUAUCAUUGCCCGAGAUUGGAAAAUCAUUGCAGAAAAACUUAACUUCAGUAACUAUGAUAUAAGUCGAAUCAUUUCGUCAGAUGAUGGUCUCGUUCGACAAGCCAUGAGAAUGUUAGAGAUGUGGAGAAUUUUUGAUGCAGUUGUCAUGACAACAGAAAGUCCGUUUAAAAAGUUGUGUGAUAUCUCUGAAUCAUUAGAUUGUAAUAGCUCAUUGGUUGAAUGGUUGAAAGAAUACGAAAAGAAUUCAAACGAUACUAUUUUGACUGUUUGA
This is a messenger RNA of Mytilus trossulus (common blue mussel), 3078 nucleotides long. RefSeq lists its product as uncharacterized. Bases 55 to 3078 code for a protein of 1007 amino acids. The record is from RefSeq and is a predicted model, not a curated record. Gene Ontology annotation, molecular function: protein binding. The transcript has 16 exons. NCBI's taxonomy places the organism in Eukaryota, Metazoa, Mollusca, Bivalvia, Mytilida, Mytilidae. Gene Ontology annotation, biological process: signal transduction.